AUGUCUCUCCUGAGAAGUCUUGUUGCGUUUGCGUUCGCUUUUUUCGUGGCAGUGAGUCCACUGGAGGCAAAAACGCGAAAAUCAUCUCCUCCGCACAUUUUGUUUAUGCUUGCUGAUGAUCUCGGGUGGAGCGACGUUGGAUUUCAUGGAUCAAAAAUCAACACUCCAACCAUUGACUCGUUGGCCAGAGAAGGGGUUAUACUCGACAAUUAUUAUCUUCAACCGCUUUGUACACCAGCCAGAGGAGCACUUAUGACUGGAAGGUAUCCCAUUCACACAGGUAUAGUUAAUGUGCCGCUCACCUGUUGCUUUAAUAUUUCGCCUAUAGCACUACUACUUUGGCAUUCAGUGGCAAUAGCUACAAAAUCCCACUGACUUAGAGUAAAACCCCGAUACACCUUCUAUAGUACCCUACCAAGUCUUCUAAAACAAGGUCCAUUAUCUUCUCUGAAAAGACAGUUUAAGAGUCGCUAGAUGUAUCGGCUUUUUACUUUAGGCGAGGGAAAGGCUAUCAGAAAAAAGAACAAAGAUUGCAGCACAAUAUUAGGAAGCAUGGCCUGGGUGAGGCACUUUUUAAUUUUCAUUUGAUGAUAGUCGUAUAACAUUAGAAAUGUUCGAACAAUCUGCCGAGAAUUCUGGGUACAGCGAAGAUUAUCAACGCUCGUAAAUAAGAGAGAGAUUUAAUUCUGAAAAGAUGUGUGUGAAAAAAGUAAAAGAAAGUUAUUGUUUUAAUUUGUCAAUACAUAGGUCGUUAUAUUCAGUGGCACCUUAGAAAAAAAAAUAAAGUAUAGGGUUUGUAUAACACAAAGUGCCUGAGAACAUGUUACGAGAGCAUGUUCUGAAAUAUUAUAACUGCAUGUCUGUAAAUCUUCGUGUUUUUUUUAAUUUGAAGAAAAAAAAAACCAGAUUUCUAACACCCAAAACAUUUCACCAUAAUUCUGUCUUAUUAACAAAAUUAUUAGAUUAUAAGUAAUUAUUAAUGUUUAUGUUGACAUGUUAGUCUUUUAUGAUAUUAUAAAGUUACUUAUUCUUUCACGGUAAAUUUUUCCUAUUAACAAAAUUGUAAGAUUAUAUACAAGUUAUUUGUGAACGACUAUGUAAUAAUUUUUACGUCUAACAUGCGACCCACCUAGAAUAGCACUCAAGCUAACUAUGGGCGCAUGAAAAAUUGUAAAUACAAAUCCGAGUAAUGAAAUGUAUGUAUGUAUGAAUGGCCUCUGUUUUACAUUUUACCGGAGUCCCCUAGGGGAAGGGUUACGAAACAUACCAAGGAACUCGUAAAAGGGGCAAGUUUCUAAAGAGGCUGUAGUGCUGCAUCGGUGGGGGGUAUUUAUAGUGAUUGUAACUGGGUUGCCUGCGCAAGCGCAACCCUAGGCAUUAUAGGCGAACGAGAAAUAAAGAUGGCGGACUGAAACGUGUUCUUGUUUCUCUGAGGAUUUUCCACUUGUAUCGAGGACUUAUAUGUAGUAGAAACAUUUAAUUGCCAACGAAGAUUGUAGAAAUCAUCUCAUAAGUGGAAGUCAUCUCUUUGUUGGUAUUCAGCCGAUGGAUAUUACGGGCUCAAAAUCGGAAUUGAGUGAGCGAUGGCGUGUUUGGCUGCGAGGACUCAUUUAUCAUGCCGAAGGCAAAGCAAAUCUCUAAAGUGCCGUAAGACGGCAUUUUACUCUGUACAUAAUCAUCUUCAGGCCAGAAUGUAGCCGAUUCUCUAAGUCGUGUGACGAAGGUACCACCCUCACCUUGUGAUGGUUCAACCAAAGAAUAUAUUGGAAUGAUAACAGUCGAUAUAACACCUGGCUCGAUGACUACCCGUCCAAUAGAGAGAGCUUCUGCUGAGGAUAAGGAACGACAGAAGUGCGUCGAUGUUGGAAGACAGGAGACUGGUGUACUACUCCUAAUUUGCACAGACUGUUGCGUGAUGAAAGUAUUAUGAUUGGAAGAUUAGUGAUGAAAAGUAUGCAGAUUUUUGUUUCCGCAAAUUUGCAUGAAUAGAUGCUUAAUUUAGCUCACGAGGGUCACCAAGGGAUCGUGACAAUGAAGGAUGGUCUCCGAAGCAAAGUAUGGUGGCCCAACAUGAACAGCAUGGUGGAGAGGCACUGCAAGCAAUGCCCAGGAUGCCAAUCUGUGACCCCUGUUUCCACCACGCCUCCAGUAAGGGCAACCACCUUGCCAAGCAAACGAUGGAGAGACCUUGCGUUUGACCUGAUGGUCCUACUUCCGGUCGGGGGAGAGGCUCCUUGCAACCCUAAGGCGUUCUGGGCGAGCGAGCAAUAAAGAUUGCGGUCUGAAACGUGUUGUUGUGUCUCCGUGGAUAAUCUGCCUGCAUCGAGGACUUGUUUGUACUACAGACAUUACAGUAUUUUAAGAUAAGUUCGUUUCAUCAACUGAGCUGAUAAUGUAAAUUGGCCGCCGUAAAGAGUUUCUAGAGCUGACGUUACGAGCGUUAGCAUUUACAACUACAGGAGAGACCUGUGAGAGAGCCGGCUGCAGAAAGAAAUUAUUUUCGAGCGAAACCGAUGGUGGUCUUUUUUUAACUGAUAAUUAAGAUUGAGUGCGUGCCAUGAUUAAUUUAUAUGUUAUAAGGUAAUCUACGAUUUUAUCCAACUCUUUCAGGACUUCAGCAUGAUGUGAUUCGCCCCUCAAAUCCAUUUGGAUUACCAUUAGAUUUUCAGACCUUACCAGGACAGCUAAAGAAAGUUGGUAAGCCACAGCCUUCCAUGAUUCUGGCCCUUUAUUAAAUAAAAAUGAAGGAUUUGUUAAUUCAAACUGAGACUCGUUUCGAAGUGUAACUUUUUAUAAGAAAGAAGCCCUUCACACCAAUGCAUUGAGGCGGAUCAACUUAAAGGGCGCCUUACCCAACACCAAUUUCUCGCUGCUUUCUGUCAAUAAACGUGUCUAUGAUUAUGGCGUUUUGUUUAUACAUCAUUCUGCGCGAAUAAAUCUUCAAAAUACUUCAAUAGAUAACCUCAAUUUACAAAUGGGGCGUAUUUCAUUUAUUUUUUUUUCUGUCAGGUUACGCGACUCAUUUGGUUGGCAAGUGGCAUCUUGGUUUCUAUAGAUGGCCCUAUGUUCCAACCAACCGUGGUUUUGACUCCGCUUAUGGAUUCUGGGGUGGUGCUGAAGAUCAUUAUAAUCACACAAGUUACAAAGUAGUUGAUUUUCGUAAUGGAACCGAACCUGUGUUAGACCUGAACGGAAAAUACGCAGCAUUCGAAUAUGUUAAGGUCUAAUGGUUGAUACUUUCUACGUAGUAAGGGUUUAUAGCGCAACAUUUGUGAGACUUGGGUAGUAAAUUGCGGUCACUCAAUUCAGAGAUCCGUCGUCAUGGAGGACAUAAUGCCAGAUCCUCUCACGACUCCUGUGACAUAAAUCAACUAUGAGUUUGACUCUCCUGUCAGACGAGGUACGAAUCCAUCGCCGGUAACCUCCCAGCAUAGUGUGUCAGACUUGCCACGAAAUUUGCUAAUGCCCAAAUAAAGUUAUACGCUUUUUGUGAUACCAGCACUUCUCCAACUCCCUCUCACCUAACCGCAUCUUGAAUAUAUAUUUGACUUCAGCUUUUAUCAAAAGAUAUUAUUGUUAUGUCUUUAAGUGGCAAUGGCCUGAGUACCUUAACAGCUGUUUUUAUUUCACUAUUUCAUCAGAGGAUAGAAGAGAUUUUGGAUCAACAUGACCCAAAACAGCCCCUGUUCCUGUACAUGGCCUUCCAGAAUGUUCAUAAUCCCAUCCAGGCACCAGACCAGUAUGUGGACAAAUUCUCGUUUAUUCAUCAAAAGAUGCGCCGAGUGCAUGCUGGAAUGGUCGCUGUACUGGACGAAGCUGUUGACAACAUCACUAAAAUGUUUAAAAAGAAAGGGUGAGUUUCGUAUCAAUUUCCUUGAAGGUUUCAUACUUUGAUUCUCUUGUGAGUUUAAGCGGCCAUUAUCCUGGAUUCGUGUCAUCUCACGUUACUGGGAAAGACUCUUAUUGCAUGAAGUUAAUCCCCCAAAGGAACUCUUUGAGUUUGUAUGCCCAGGGUUUACGGCAGCCGUGAUAACUCUGUUGAUUUGAAGGAUAAAUACAAGCGUUUGUGAUCUUCAUUGUUCUCGUCCAGGCUAUGGGAGAACACUUUAACAGUCUUCACCACUGAUAAUGGUGGAGAACCUAUAUAUGGCGGAUACAACUGGCCUCUUAGAGGAACAAAACAUACUUUAUGGGGGGGAGGAGUGAGAGGUGCUGCUUUUGUCCACGGAAAAAUGUUAGAAAAGACCGGCGUGAAAUGCGAAGGACUUCUACACAUCAGCGACUUCUUUCCUACUCUCAUCAACCUUGCAGGUUUGGUUAUCUAUGACUUCAUUUCAACUUCUUUGAUUAUCCCUCACUUGAAGGUGUGUCUUUUCCAUUUAGAUUUGAAGAUUGUUUAAGAAUAGUUACUCUAAGACUCUCGACCCAACAUCUCGUAUGGAACAUAAUGUAGAAAGCCAAGAGUUAUCCAUCAAGUUACAAACGUAGCGAGAAAUGGAGUUAAUAUCCUAAUUAAAUAUCUUUAUAACAUAGCUAGUAAAUUUGUGUAAUCAAAUUCAAUUGCGCGAGCGUGCUUCAUAUUCUUAUUGUGCACGCUCAUGACGUCAGCAAACAAGUCUCACGAGAAAUAAAAUGUUCCAUCGGGUUGAAAAUGUUAUAAAACAAUUGAUUCAUACGUCAGCUGUGCUUUCAUCGAGAUAUGAAGCACGCGGGAAGUUUGGAAAGCGCUCAAGAAGCUAGAGCCUCGAGCAACUCUUACUCAUCUUUCGUGCUCUCCAAACUUCCCGCGUGCUUCAUAUCUCGAUGAACGCACGCUGACGUAUGAACCAAUUGUUAAUUCGGAAUAAUGUUGGUUAAAUUUGUUUACUUUAUUCUUUUUGAGAAUUAGUCGUAAUACCUGAGAGUUAAUUUAGUAAAUAGUGUUCUUGCCUCAUUUUUUCUUCCCUUUCUCCUCCACUGCUUUGUCUUUCAUGUGUUUGUUUGUGACAACUUUAUAAAUAAUGUUCUUAUCAUUCUGGUUUGACCACAGGUGGUUCGUACGAUGCAAAACAUCCUAUCCCCAUUGAUGGCUUUGAUGUGUGGAGCACUUUGUCACGCGGAGAAGCUUCACCUCGAACAGAAAUCUUGCUUAAUAUCGAUAAUCCGCCAUCUGGGACAGGUAAAAUGUUGGGAGUCAACUGGCAAGGAAUGGCUCUUCGGAAGGGAAGCAUGAAGCUUUUGAUGAAUGUUAAAAAUAUCACCUGGUUUAAACCACCCGAGCUGGGCGGAGUUCCAGUUGAUGUUCUUUUGUCUAAAGGGUUUCUUAAAGAGGAGACAAAUGAAGAGAUUCUGGAGCAGUUGAGGAUCUAUUACAUGGUCAGUGCUAUAAUAGUUGAAUUUUAACUAGUACCUCGAAAGCACCACCCGAGUUACGACAGCAAUAUGUAAUUAUCCCUCAAAAAUGUUUAUGCAAAUCACUUCGUAUACCAGAACUUCUAUAAGUUUUUAUAAACGUCCAGUUCUUUAUGUUGGAAUCUUACAGGGAAAUGCAGACCUUUUGGACGUUGUACUUUAUAACAUCACAGCUGAUCCCGAAGAGCGACACGACCUCAGCACUGAGUUACCUGAUGUUCUGAAGGAGAUGAAAGAUAGAAUGAAUUAUUACCUAAACACUACAGUUCCUGCCGCCUACAAACCUGCUGACCCAAAUGCACUAAAAGAGGCUCGUAAGAAUGGUAUUUGGGGACCGUGGAUGUAGAUCGGAGCUGGCCGCAUCAAGCACAUCGAUAGUAAAGAGAGAGGAAACUGUCUGAUUCAAAUGGGUGUUUUACAUCUGUAGAGUAUCAAAUGCAAACGUUGUUUUUCCUUGCAGUUUUUUUUAUUCCAAGUCACUGUGUGAAAGGUGUCCCCAGUUUUACAAGCCAUCACUUUGUUAAUGGCAUGUCUUACAACCAGAUUAUCGACUGUAAAUGUACUAAUGGUGGGGAAGACAAAAGUGAC
Pocillopora meandrina is the source of this 5979-nucleotide messenger RNA. NCBI's taxonomy places the organism in Eukaryota, Metazoa, Cnidaria, Anthozoa, Scleractinia, Pocilloporidae. The record is from the annotation of a GenBank genome assembly.